AUGGAGGAAAUAACAUCCACAGCAACAGAGACAACAAAAGACGACGAUGUUUGGUCCAAAGACACGGUCCCCAAGGUUUUCAAACUCGUUUCUUCUUCCACUUCAUCUCUCACUCUCACUCACCCCGACCUCGUUUCUCUCCUCCUCGUCAGUCCCUUCCUCUAUCGCACCCUUCUCUCUUCUCAACCCCUCUGGCAAUUACUCAAUUUUCGUGAGUCGAAUAAUGCCGGAAAUCGCCUCAUAGCUGCCCUUUCACUGCCUAGAUAUAGCCAUGUAAAGGAGAUUAACCUUGAAUUUGCGAGAGACAUUGAAGACACACAUCUCAUACUUAUUAAACAGAAGUGUUUUGAUUCUCUUCGAAGCUUGGAGUCUUUGAAUCUCAACGUCUGCCAAAAAAUAUCGGAUACAGGAAUUGAAGCGAUAACCAGUUGUUGUCCUCGGCUGAAAAACUUUUCCAUCUACUGGAAUGUGAGGGUGACUGAUAGUGGACUACUGCAUAUAGUGAGGAACUGCAAACACAUUGUUGAUUUGAAUAUAAGUGGCUGUAAGAAUAUUUCAGACCAAGGUGUACAAUUUGUUGCAGACAAUUACCCAAAACUAGAGUCAGUGAACUUGACAAGGUGCGUCAAGUUAACCGACAAGGGGCUGAAGCAGUUGUUACAGAAAUGCCUAUCUCUUCAAAGUUUGAAUCUCUAUGCAGUGUCUAGUUUCACAGAUGAAGCUUACAGGAAAAUCGGCCUUCUGUCACGUCUCAUGUUUUUGGAUCUUUGUGGUGCCCAGAAUCUUUCGGAUGAAGGACUUCAAUGUAUUUCGAAAUGCAAGAACCUUGUAUCCCUCAAUCUGACUUGGUGUGUACGUGUGACCGACAAAGGCGUUAUAGCCAUUUCACAGAGUUGCACCUCUCUUGAAUUUCUAAGCUUAUUCGGAAUAGUCGGCGUGACCGAUAAAUGUCUGGAAGCACUCUCAAAGACAUGUUCCAACAGCAUUACGACCCUCGAUGUGAACGGAUGUAUCGGCAUUAAGAAACGAAGCCGCCCAGAGUUGCUUCGAUUGUUUCCAUAUUUGAAAUGCUUUAAAGUGCAUAGUUAA
This is a messenger RNA of Vicia faba (fava bean), 1089 nucleotides long. The record is from the annotation of a GenBank genome assembly. Lineage: Eukaryota; Viridiplantae; Streptophyta; Magnoliopsida; Fabales; Fabaceae.